AGCCUCAGCCAGAAGCGACAAUGGAGGAGGUAGGGGCGCAUCAGAGAGACGGCUACACCUCCUCAGCACCCGAAGAGGUCCAGGUUCAAGGGGGCCUACUUGGGGUGGAGGAAGGCCGCCACUGGACCGACGACGAGGUCCGAGCGCUGCUGUGCGUCUGGGCCGACCGGCGCGUCCGCGAGAGCCUCAAGAGCACGCUACACAACAAGUACAUCUUCCAAGAGAUCUCCAGCCAGAUGCAACGCACCUUCGGCGUGGUGCGCAACUGGAAACAGUGCCGCACCAAAUACAAGAACCUCAAGUACGACUACAAGAUGGCCAAGAGCACCCACGCGGCCCGCGCCGGCCGCAGCGGCAGCCCGGGCAAGUACAUGAAGUUUUUCCACGAGGUGGAGGCCAUUCUGCUCGACGCCGGGCCGGAGGAGGUCUCUCUGGGGAUGAAGAGCAGGUUGUACGAUGGGGAGAAAACGCCAGCAGCUCGCGAAAGUGAGGUCAUCGUCAAGAUUGAUGAUUAUGACAACAGCGACCAUUACGACGCGGACAGCGACAUGGAUUCCAAAUGGAGAGGACGAGGUAAAAACGGCCGACGAUCGAUGCCAAUCGGGGUUCCCUUUCGUUAAUUCCCUUCCGGGUGUCGAU
Hippocampus comes (tiger tail seahorse) is the source of this 639-nucleotide messenger RNA. RefSeq lists its product as uncharacterized. The coding region runs from base 21 to 620 and encodes 199 amino acids. NCBI's taxonomy places the organism in Eukaryota, Metazoa, Chordata, Actinopteri, Syngnathiformes, Syngnathidae. The transcript is spliced from 3 exons. The record is from RefSeq and is a predicted model, not a curated record.